AUGGCAGCCCUCUCAUCCGCCAUCAAGGGCAUGUCCUCGACAAUCUAUUCAAAUCUCUUUAUCGAACUUCCAAUCCAGAAAGGCGAUCUCACCGGACAAACGGUCAUCGUCACGGGUUCAAAUCAAGGUCUCGGCUAUGAAGCCAGUCGUCAUUUCCUACUCCUCGGGGUCGAGCGACUAAUCAUGGCCGUCAGAAAUCUUGAAAAGGGUAAAGCCGCACGGCUCAAACUUCUCGAGGACACUGUCCGGGAUCCAAGUGCCAUUGAAGUCUGGGAACUCGACAUGGACAGCUAUGCUUCCGUCAAGAAAUUCGCUACUCGCGUGGAGACACUUCCCCGACUUGACGCUCUUUUGGCAAAUGCCGGCCUUGCUACGACGACUUUCAACUUGUCAGAGGACAAUGAGAAGACCAUUACGGUCAAUGUGGUCGGCACUUUCUUGCUGAUCCUCUUGCUUCUACCUAAAUUGCGCGAGUCGGCGUCGAAAUUCGAUAUUUGUCCUCGAGUAUCGAUCGUGAAUUCAGCCCUGCACUAUAUCGCACCCUUGGCAGAGAUCGACGUUUCCAAUCAAGCCGGCAUCUUCUCUCGACUAAAUAACAAGAAGACUGCAAACAUGGCAAUGCGGUACCCUUUAUCAAAACUGCUGUUGCUCUUCGCGGUUCGAGCAUUGGCCAAACGCCUGGAAGAGAGCAAGGGGCCCAUGGUCGUCGUCAACACGCCUAACCCCAGCUGGUGCAAGUCCCAGCUCAUGCGAGAGAACGAAAGUUUUGGUAACCGCGUGGGCGAGCGUAUGAUGGCGCGCAGCACCGAAGAGGGCAGUCGUGCUUUAGUAAAUGGAAUUCUAUCUGGGAAAGAGAGCAGUGGGCAGUAUAUUGACAAUUGUCAAGUGAAGAGUCCGGCUUGUAUUGUCACUAACCCGAAAGGGACAAAGAUUCAAGAGGCGUUCUUCAAUGAGCUUAUGGAGAAGCUUGAGAAGAUAUCACCUGGAAUCGGCCUCAAUAUUUAG
Molecule: messenger RNA, 1005 nt
Organism: Penicillium subrubescens
Lineage: Eukaryota; Fungi; Ascomycota; Eurotiomycetes; Eurotiales; Aspergillaceae
Product: Short-chain dehydrogenase/reductase SDR
Exons: 2
Coding region: 1-1005 (334 amino acids)
Source: RefSeq, a predicted model, not a curated record